AUGCAUGUGCACCCUCAGCACCCCACCCACACCCGCCCCAGCACGCCACCAACACCCGCCCCGCCCCACCACACCACCCAAAUCAGCCCAACCACGUCACCUACACCCACCUCCCACACCACACCACCACGCCACCCAAACCCGCCCCACCACGCCACACACACCACCACACCACCCACACCCACACCUGCCCUACCACGCCUUCCACACCCGCCCCACCACGCCACACACACCACCACACCACCCACACCCACACCCGCCCCCAGCAUGCCAACCACUCACCCUCCCCUCCCCACUACACCACACCACUCACACACGUCCCGCCACCCACACCUGCCCCACCACGCCACCCACACCAGCCCCACCACAACACCCACACCCGCCCACUACACCACCCACACCAGCCCCACCACAACACCCACACCCGCCCCACUACACCACCCACACCCGCCCCACCACGCCACACACACCACCACACAACUCACACCCACACCCGCCCCACCACGCCACACACACCACCACACCACCCACACCCACACCAGCCCCACCACAACACCCACACCCGCCCCACUACACCAACCACACCCGCCCCACCACACCACCCACACCCACCACACCAACCCCUCCCACAGCACACACUUUACCGCUAUUCUCCUCCCUUCAUUCCAUAUGUCUUUCUCUUAA
Messenger RNA from Oncorhynchus tshawytscha (Chinook salmon), 684 nucleotides. RefSeq names its product extensin-like. The transcript has a single exon. The coding region runs from base 1 to 684 and encodes 227 amino acids. Lineage: Eukaryota; Metazoa; Chordata; Actinopteri; Salmoniformes; Salmonidae. The record is from RefSeq and is a predicted model, not a curated record.